Molecule: messenger RNA, 492 nt
Organism: Nematocida ausubeli
Lineage: Eukaryota; Fungi; Microsporidia
Exons: 1
Coding region: 1-492 (163 amino acids)
Source: RefSeq, a predicted model, not a curated record
AUGGGAGUACACAGAGAUGAAAUUAUUGAAAAAAGUGGAAGUGCCCUUCGGAUACUAGACAAAGAGACAGAGUAUCUUAUUGAAAGGCUGAAGAACAGUGCAGAGCAGAUUGUAACAGACAAAACUCUGAAAGAGCUGGUUCUUCUGAGAAUGCUUCUUGAAGACAACAAAGAUGCAAUAGAAAAGGAAGAGUACUACAGAAUAGAGGCAAAUUUAGAGAACAGAAAAAAGAUAAAGGAGAAUAGGGAGUACCAGAUCAUCCAGGCAAAAAAAAGCACAGGAAUUCUUAUGGAGGAAACAGCAGAUGGAAAUAUCUGUCUAAUAACACAGAAGGAAAUAGAAGAAAAGGUAGAGGCACCGUGCGGGCAUGUAUUUGACAAGAAGGGCCUGCUGUUCUUAUAUAAAAGUGUAUCAAAGAAAAAUAAGUUUCAGUGCCCGUAUGUAGGAUGCAAAAGUGACUGGCACAAGCUAAAGUAUAAACCAACAGAGUAA